This is a messenger RNA of Ruditapes philippinarum (Manila clam), 1577 nucleotides long. Its product is annotated as DNA-directed RNA polymerase III subunit RPC1-like. Gene Ontology annotation, molecular function: DNA-directed RNA polymerase activity; DNA binding. NCBI's taxonomy places the organism in Eukaryota, Metazoa, Mollusca, Bivalvia, Venerida, Veneridae. The record is from RefSeq and is a predicted model, not a curated record. The transcript has 12 exons. Bases 156 to 1562 code for a protein of 468 amino acids. Gene Ontology annotation, biological process: DNA-templated transcription.
CCUGUUAAUUUUUACAGGGUACCAGUGAGAAGAGCAAUGAUUGUGAGACAUGUGGUAGGUCUCUGGCUGAAUGUAUUGGUCACUAUGGUUUUGUUGAUCUUGAAUUGCCAUGUUUUCAUAUUGGAUUUUUCCGUACAACAAUCACUGUUCUACAAAUGAUCUGCAAGUCCUGCAGUAGGGUGUUAUUGCCAACUGAUAUACGGAAGUCAUUUCUGGAAAGUUUCAAGAGACCUAUGACUUAUUUACAGAGAAAAUCAGCCAAAAAGAAAGUAUGGGAAAAAUGUAAAAAGGUUUCUGUUUGCCCAUACUGUUCAGCUACAAAUGGCAUGGUAAAAAAGUGUGGUCUUCUUAAGAUUAUCCACGAUCAGUUUAAAAAGACAGGCAAGGGAGAGAAUCCAGUACUGACAGAUUACCUAAGUUCAUUUGAAGCUGCUGUUGAGAGUAAUAAAGACUUGGAAGCAAUGCUUGGUAAAAAUCAGGCUGUUCUAAAUCCACUUUUGGUGAAAAGAUUAUUUGAAAGCAUUUCCAAUGAAGAUAUUCCACUUUUACUAAUGAACUCUAGUGUAGCUCAUCCAAAAGAUUUAAUUCUAACAAGAAUCCUCGCACCUCCUCUCUGUAUCAGGCCAUCAGUUGUGUCUGAUCUCAAGUCUGGCACGAAUGAGGAUGAUGUAACAAUGAAGUUGACAGAGAUUAUAUUCCUUAAUGAUGUCAUACAGAAACACAGAGCUACUGGUGCCAAGAUGCAGAUGAUCGUGGAAGACUGGGAUUUCCUACAGUUACAGGUGGCGCUGCUAUAUAACAGUGAAACUUCUGGAAUACCGUUACAUAUGCAGCCUAAGAAGUACACAAGAGGUUUUGUCCAGCGGUUAAAGGGAAAGCAAGGUCGUUUCCGUGGUAAUUUGUCUGGUAAAAGAGUAGAUUUUUCUGGCAGGACAGUUAUCUCCCCUGAUCCAAACAUGGGAAUAGAUCAGGUAGCUGUCCCUAUACAUGUUGCCAAGGUCAUGACCUAUCCAGAGAAGGUUAACGAUGCUAACAUAGAACUGAUGAGAAAAUUAAUAGUGAAUGGAUGCGAUGUUCACCCUGGUGCAAACUUUAUACAACAAAGACAUACAAAGAUUAAAAGAUUUUUACGGUAUGGUAACCGAGAAAAGAUAGCAAAAGAGUUGAAGACUGGAGACACAGUUGAGAGACACAUGAUGGAUGGGGAUAUUGUUCUCUUUAACAGACAACCAUCUCUGCAUAAACUCAGUAUUCAAGCAUUCUUUGCAAAAGUAAAGCCACACCGAACAUUCCGGUUCAAUGAGUGUUGCUGUAAUCCAUUCAAUGCUGACUUUGAUGGAGAUGAGAUGAACCUACAUCUACCACAGACAGAGGAGGCAAAAGCUGAGGCUAUCACUCUUAUGGGGUCAAAAGCCAAUAUAGUAACACCAAGAAAUGGAGAACCUUUAAUUGCUGCCAUUCAAGAUUUCAUUACUGGUAUGUAUAUCACUGUCAAAUGUGUAUUAAGCUACCACGCAAAUAAAACACCAAAAUGGUUGCUUAUACAAUGGUCUCUUUUUUAGUUAAAUAAUAUUUUA